AUGUCUCUCUCUCUCUCUCUCUCUCUCUCUCUCUCUCUCUCUCUCUCUCUCUCUCCCCCGUUGUCUCUCCGUCUUUCUCUCUUGUACCUUCUCUCUAUUUUUUCUAUCAUUUUCAUUCUUUCUCUUUUGGUCUCUCUCUCUCUCUCUCUCUCUUAUUCCCUCCCUUUCUCUCUGUAUCUUCACUCUAUUUCUUUCUCUAUUUCUCUUUCUCUCUCCCGCUCUUUUUUUCCUGAUUUGCUUCUUCCGUCUCUUUUGCAUAAGUCUAGAUUGAUCCACUCUCUCUCUCUCUCUCUCUCUCUCUCUCUCUCUCUCUCUCUCCCUGUGUGUGUGUCUGUCUCUAUCUCUGUCUCUCUCUCUACCUAUCUAACUGUCUAUCUUUUGUCACAACUUCUCUCUCUCACUCCUUUUCUCAUAUGUUGCCAACUUUGUUUUCUACCUUCGACUAACAGUUUCUCUCUCUACUCCACAAAGACAAAGAAAGAAAGAAAAGAAAGAAAGAAAGAUAGGAGAGAUUCCUAUCUUCUUUCUUUCUUUCUUUCUUUCUUUCUCAUUCUCUCUCCACUUUCAUUUUGUCUUUCUUUCACUCCCUCCAUUUAUUACCAUCUCUGGUUUCCAUGUUCGUCUUUUCAAAUAUUCUCCACUUUGUCGAUUGUCUCCUCUCUCUCUCUCUCUCUCUCCCUCUAUUGUUUCUUUCUCUUUUUUUGCUUUCUCUUUCUCUUAUGCCUUUUUGUCUUCUAUCUAUCUAUCUAUCUAUCUAUCUAUCUAUCUAUCGCAAUCUAUUCAGAUAUCUUUCUCGGUCUGUUUAUAUUUUAUCUAUCUAUCUAUCUAUCUAUCUAUCUAUCUAUCUAUCUAUCCUCUUUGUUUUUCUCUUCCAUAUUCUUUCUUUCUCUUCCGCCAUUUUUUUUAAUUUUCUCUAUCCUGUUUUCACUUUCUCGCUUACAUCCUCUUCUUUCCAACUCUCUCUCUCUCUUUCUCUCUCUCUUUCUCUCUCUCUCUCUCUCUCUCUCUCUCUCUCUCCUUUUCAUCAACCUGUCUUUUUUUCUUCUCCCUUCCAUUACGAUCAUUUCAUAUGUGUUGUUCUAUGUCUGUUUUUCUUCCACGUACCUCCUCUUCUUUCUCUCGCUCUCUCUCUCUUACGCCCCCUCUCUCUAUCUAUCUCUCUCUCUUUCGCCUCUCUCUCUCUCUUUCGCCUCUCUCUCUCUCUUUCGCCUCUCUCUCUCAUUCUCUCACCUUUUCAUCGACCUGUCUAUUUUUCUUCUCCCUUCCAUCAUGAUCAUUUUUCUUUCAUGGUUUCCACUCUCUCUCUCUCUCUCUCUCUUCCCUACUGUCUGUCUCUCUCUCUCUCUCUCUCUCUCUCUCUCUCUCUCUCUCUCUUUUACCUGCCUAAAAAAACGACUUAUUCAGUAUUUUUCUUGA
This is a messenger RNA of Acanthosepion pharaonis, 1416 nucleotides long. NCBI's taxonomy places the organism in Eukaryota, Metazoa, Mollusca, Cephalopoda, Sepiida, Sepiidae. The record is from the annotation of a GenBank genome assembly.